AUAAAGUUUCCUUUCAUUAUGUGUUGUUGAAUUCAUAAUAAUAAUUUGCUGCCAUUGUAGUAAGGUUGGCAAUACGAGAGGUCUUCGGACGUACCAUUUUUGUUUUAUUUUCUUUGAAUGUACAACUAGUGGGUUUUGAGUACUUCUCCCCUAUUUGGGAAGUUGGUCUGCCUGCUGCUCAGUCUGAGAGAGAUUUUCUGAGAACAGUGAACGUGUGGCUGUUACCGUCCUGUCAAUGCCUGUCAUCACUGUUUGAUAUCUUUUACUGCAGGUCAUUUCACAGGUCCAAUGGCAGCCACGGUGAAGUCUGAGCCGCUUGAGAGCAAUAUUUAUCCAGAAACGGAACACUGUCACUCGUUCUCCUUCAGUUGCUCAACUCAUAAAAUAACUAAAGAGGAAAUCACCUGCACCAAACCUGGAACAAUAUUGAGAGCACUUAAAACUAAUGACACAUUCAAGGAGUUAAACCAAAUGGACAAUAAGACACUGAAAGGGAAAGACAUUGUCAUCAAGAGUUAUAAGGGGUACAUAGUGAAGCACUUUCCAUGUUGGCUGAUCAAAGAGGAUGACCUUCUCACUAUUGAGAUGGUCACAUAUGCCACAGAUGAAACUGCAGGGGACACGGAUGAGGAAACAGACAAUUAUGUCACUUUCUCUAUUGAGACAACAGGAGGGAAAAACAGCAAAUCAAAACCAAUACUUAGAAACAAACAACUUCAGUCCUACCGACCUCUAUGUAUCUAUGCAAAACAGAAGGAGGAAGUGAAGAAGGCUCUACGAAAUGAUGGGCGCUUCUCUGACAUUGUGUUUGAACAAAAAUGUCAGCUCUCUGAGCGAUUAACAGGGAGCAAGGUUUCAAUGGGGCAAAUAGCAAAAAAACUUAAUGGUCGAAACUUUGAAAUCUGUCUGACAAAACGGAAGGAGGAAACGGAAACCAAGAUGGAAACAUCUGACUCCACAAUAAAAACCCUUGUAAACUCUGAAGGAGAUAGAACACAGAUGACUCCAUCGACGCUAACAACUGAAACAUCAGAUGUAGGGGAGUCCUCUUCGAGAAGAAAGCAGAAACGGAAAAGCAAUCCCAUGCCAGACCAUGGUGAAAUAUUGACGAUCCUUCGCAACCAGUUUGAUGAUCUGGUGAAGCAGAUGGAAAGUAGGAGGGAGGACAGCCAAAAGAAGACACUUCCUGAAGAGUUGGAUCUGAUGAAGCAGGAAUUCGGGAAAAUCAGACAGAAGUUCUCGGAGGUUCACAGAGUGAAGAAAUUGAUUAAACUUGGUGCCUCCGUUUGUCAGGUGAUUGUUGAGGGUGUUCAGGGUGUUCAGGGGACAGGCUUCGUGCUGUUUGAUAACUACAUCCUAACAAAUGGACAUUUGUUUGGUGAAAAUGUAAGAAAAAACAUGCAGCUGUUAGUUGACGUAUCUGUGAAGUUCAACUAUGAAAAUCCAAAUGGAUCCGAUGUGAACGUGAUCAAAGCAAAAACCCUGCUGAUCGACUUUCAACAUGGACUUCAGGGAAAACAUUACAUGGACUAUGCCAUACUGGAGAUGGAACCUCCGAAAAACAAGCAACAGAAAAAGGUCCCUCCUGGUCUCCUCCGUGAAUAUGGCCCAGUUCCAGCAUGCGGUGGGGCCUGCCUCAUUGGACACCCAGGUGGACUGGUGAAACAAAUGGACCCCACCUCCAUCAUUGGCAGUGAAAUAAGAGAGGAGGCUGCGAAUAAAUAUAAACGGGAAAAUGGACAUGCAAUCUUCACAAUAAAUGAUGCCGUUGAAGAAAACAAAAAGCGCCACGAGGACGUGAUGCAGGAGAACAAGGACGACUUUGUGACCUAUAACACCUCCUUCUUCCAUGGAUCUUCUGGCUCUCCAGUCUUCGAUGACCUUGGUCGAGUGUUUGGCAUGCAUACUGGUGGCUUUGACUAUAAGGAUAAGCGCACUCAGAGCACACAGAGUGUGUUAGAGUACGCCCUCCCUCUGUUCACCAUAUUACAGAACUUUGUCAUCCGUUUGAAGGAGGACAACAAUCAGGCAGUUUUGACAAGAGUUCAGGAAGAGGCACAGAAAAACCUCUUCCUGUUUGAGGCUCUUUUCAAAACGUGUGGUCAUGAGCCUAUGGAUAUGUCGUAGGAGAUUGUUGCAAAUACAGCUAAUACAAUGCCACCCAGUGGUUGUCCUGGGAACAACACAACAAUGCCACCCAGUGGUUGUCCUGGGAACAACACAACAAUUCCACCCAGUGGUUGUCCAGGGAACAACACAACAACGCCACCCAGUGGUUGACCUGGGAACAACACAACAAUGCCACCCAGUGGUUGACCUGGGAACAACACAACAAUGUCUAUUUAGAAUUCAGAGGUAGGCUGCAAAUACUGUAAUGUCAGUAUUUCUGUUCAACCAUUCCACUAGUGCCUUUUGGGCAUUGAUAGAUUACUUGUCCUAGGUCAAAGGUACAUGUUUUUUUAAUCAUUUGUAUUGUUUUAUCUCUCAUGCACCUUUGUUUUCUGUAAUUCUCAUCACCUGUUCCUUAUGAAGUACGCUGCAUUUCUGUGAAGCAUGGUUUCCUUUGAAAAAUAAACUUUGGUCUCAGUGGGCCUUCCCUGCAAAAAUAAACAUUUAAUAGAUUAAGACAUCUACCUAGAUCAGAUUGUAACAAUUUAAAUAUGGUUUUAUUUUGUUCUACAUUUUGAUCACUUGUCUUUGCUUUAACGUGUCUCAAAAUAUCAUGUGGAAUAAGAGUCAUGUUGAAUAGUCAUGGCUCACUACUUUUGUACUCUUCUGAGACGGUGACUUCCCAGUAACUUCAGGUCCUUUGUAGCUCAGUUGGUAGAGGAUGGUUAGAUUCCUGGGACCACCCAUACUUACAAAACAAUAUUUUAUGCAGUGUGACUGUAAGUCUCUUUGGAUAAAAGCGUCUGCUAAAUGGUAUAUUAUUAUAUUACUUCAUGGAUCCAUCAUUCUGCUUUCUUGGUUUUGACAAUGUAGCUUGUUAAAGUUAAUCAUGGAUACAAUGUGGUAACUAUUAUUACAUUGGAAUUCUGUAUCAUGUUGAAAUUGUUAUAACUCAUGAAAUGAAAACAACCAUGCAUAAAACUAGUGACAGACUAAUCAAUAAAUGUGACAAUUACA
Messenger RNA from Salmo salar (Atlantic salmon), 3126 nucleotides. NCBI's taxonomy places the organism in Eukaryota, Metazoa, Chordata, Actinopteri, Salmoniformes, Salmonidae. The record is from RefSeq and is a predicted model, not a curated record.